Messenger RNA from Neolamprologus brichardi, 4375 nucleotides. NCBI's taxonomy places the organism in Eukaryota, Metazoa, Chordata, Actinopteri, Cichliformes, Cichlidae. The record is from RefSeq and is a predicted model, not a curated record.
AUUUUGCUUGAGUCAGAGAGCAGUUCUGGUUUUCUUCGAGCGGGUUCGGGUUUUUCUUGCUAUAUUCUACAAGUUUUCAAAUAUCUUUUUAAAUUUUAAACUGGUAAUUGAACACUACAUACACUGUUUACAUCAUAUGUAUGCAGUUACAUUGAAACACGGACGUGAAUACCACGGUAAUAAACGGCCGUGUGAACGCUUAGCUAACGAUAAGGUUGCUAACCGUCCAAGGUUUCGCUAGGCCUCUGUUAUGUACACGAGCUAAAAAGUGCUCAUCUAUUAAUCAUAAUAAUUUAAGAGUUCACAUUUUUAAACUAGACACCAGUUAGCCAGGUUAGCUAUAAAGUCAAGGCAUUUUCCGACUGGGAGUCACGUAGUUCAUUAGCUUUGAGACACUUUUUGUAAUUCAACAGUAAGUAUGUGAAUGUUUUCUUGGCUGUCUUGGUCUUUAAAUUCAUAUUUUCCUCGAGUUUGAGAUUCGUUAUUGUUAUCUGAGUGUUUCGGUUUAAUUGCUGUUUGUGUCCUAAUUAAGAUGAUAUUUAAGGCCAGUCGUCACUGGCAGGCGGAGGCCUCCCAAAAACGACACUUGUAGAUUUUCCUGCAUGAGACACUUGAAGUGUAAAAGUGUGUCAGUGUGUCCGAGCACACUUGUUUCCUGUUGCUGUGUGAAGUGUUUGUCCUGUUUGUCUUUCAAUAACCACUGUUCAGUUCCCCGGGGAGUGUUUCUGAUGUAUUUGUAGGUUUAAACCCGUCCUCUUGGCCCUCUUUGGGGAUCCCUGGAUCCGGAUAAUUUGCCCCCAGUUGAUUGGCAGAAGAUUUUUUUUUCUCCAGCAUUUGGUAAUCAAGACGUGAAAGUCCUGCACGGGUUUCCUCCCAACCUCCAGCAUUCAAAUGUCACAAAAUGUGUAAAAUGCCAACAAGCCCAAGAAGAAGCUGAGGAUUUCCCCACCAACCACGCCACCUUUCUCAACUUUUUUCCCACAUCACUUAGUUUCUUCUAUUUUUUUCUUGUUCAUGCUGUUUAUGUCCCCCUACUUAUUUAUUUCAGUAGCCACCAAAUAGUAUCAAUGAUGAUUUACAAGCAAUGGCCAAAGGACUUUAUUGCAUCAGCAUCAGUAUUGUUUAGCGGUUUGGCAGAGAUCAGGAUGUCUCAGAAAUGGGAUGUCGUAGGAAGACUAAUGUCUUUGGGAGACCCACCCCACUUUUCCUCUUAUCUCAUGGAUCAAGUGUUCCUUCAGGAUUUCCUUACUACUGUGGAGACUCCGAACCAGCUGUGCACUCGAGGCAGACCACUUCUCUACUACCUCAGGGAGGUUCCUGUCGGCCCAUAAGAGAAGCAGCUGCUGGGUUUAGAGGUCGUUCCUUUACUACAGCUUUACUAUGACCAGCCAUGGAGACGACUGCUACUUCUUUUACUAUUCUACCUGCAGCAAAGGAGACAGCUGUCCGUUCAGACACUGCGAGGCAGCUAUGGGCAGCGAGACCACCUGCAGCCUCUGGGAGGAAGGACGCUGCUUUCGUGCCGUCUGCAAGUUUCGCCACAUGGAAAUAACGAAAAAUCGGAAGGAGAUCCCGUGUUACUGGGAGAAGCAGCCGGCAGGCUGCCAGAAGCCACACUGUGCCUUCUACCAUGAAAAGCCUCGCUGCAUAGAAGGCGUCUUUGUCCAGCCUGAUAAAAGUGAGUUUAAACACACACUUUACAUCCACUACAGCAAGAUGCUGAUGAGCAGGGCGAAUACGAUUGUGAGUGAUGAUGUAGAGAUUAAAAGCUCACUGCUCGUCCUCGACAUAGAUCUGAGAAGUGCAGAAGAUGUCCCCCUGAAAAGGAGUCUGGCUAAGCGUUUGGGUAGGGUGGUGGAUGUGGACCAACCAUUCCUGCCCCCUCACACAGCUCUCAAACCUGUAAAGGAAAGACUUGGAUUGCUUUGUGAUCCUGCUGCACCGACUCAACCAGCUGAGAGCAGUGCGGCGUCACAGAAGGUUCCUGAGCUCAUCCACAUAAAGACUCUGGAGGAGAUCAAGCAGGAGAAGGCGGUGAGGUCCCAGCCCGAGAACCAGAAACACACCAGAGCCACAGAAGCCAGCACUGGAACAAAGCGAGCCAUCGCCUCCAUCUGCAGUGUCAAAACAUUCUCUGAGAUUCUCCACGCCAAGAAGAAAAGACAAGAGGAGGAGCUGGAGCAGAAGCCCCGCCCUGAGGUCAAUCACACCGCAGAGCGAGAUCAGAGCCCGGAGGAGGCCCACACAGCUGGGCCCGAGGUCACCAACGUGGGCCGGAUUCGAGUAAAGACCCUGGAAGAAAUCCGCAUGGAGAAGGCAGCAAGGAGUCAGCUCAAGCAGGCAGCGGACGCUGAAAACGGGAAGAGGUCUGACGCUGAGGAGAGCGGCGCCAAGAAGCCCCGCCUGCUGCGCAUUAAGAAGCUGGCCCCCCAAACUAGCAGCAUCGCAGCAGAGAAGAAGCCACACAGAAGUCCGUCUCCUGAAUCACAGACCAGUAACAACAUCAAGGUGAAGACCUUUGAGGAGAUCAUGCGGGAGAAACGCCUUCGAAAGCAGGAAAUGUUGGAACAAGGCAAAGAGGGCGAACCGGAGCCUUCUCACAAUCAGGAUGCCAGCAGUACCCUCAAAAGGAAGGCUCCUUCAUCACCGCGCUCCUCCUCCUCGCCUUCCUCCAAAACUCCACGAGUUCCUGUUCACAAGCUGAUUACUCUCAGGUCAACGGCUGCACCGCCUGGAAACGGCGUGGCCGCUCCUGAAACAGCAGCCGCUGUUGUUGCUGUGCAGAGCUCUUCACCACAGCGGGCUGGGACAAGGUCCAGCUCCAGGGUCGCUCCAGACAAGAAGGCGUCCACUGCACUGUCCCCACGCGAGCAGCCUCGUGUGACAGGAGCCUCUGCUGCUGAGGAGGCGACGGACACCAAUCAGGAGCCCCCAGAGCACACUGCAGACACCAAAGAGAGACCGAAGCUGAACGUGAAACCGUCUGUGAUGAAGCCUGCAGUGCUGGUGAAGCCUGGCCAGAGGAGGCGGGGGGCGCAGCAGUCUGCUGUAGUUGCUGUUAAACCUCUCAACAGCCCUCCUGCACUGAAAGAGGAGCCACGAAACAGUGACACACAUACUCUCCCAUCCACCGGCGUGGAUGCUCCGCGGGGUCACUUCACCCAGCUGGAGUCUGCCUCCAGCCCAACAGGAGAGGAGCUUCAGACCGUCCCUGUCUUCAAACAGAGUCCAGGCCCCGAGAGCAGUCUGCCCACCAGCGGUGCGACCACCAGAGAGUCCUGCACGGUGCCCCAAAGCUCAGCACAGAAGACGCCCUCUCAGCCCAGAUCAAGGAGGCUCAGCACUGCAGCAUCCCGGGCUGCCUCCACCUCGAGCGCCGCUGCCUCCACCUCUGCCAUGGAUGACUUCGAGGAGCUGAUCAAUGAGUUUACUGACGACCACCUUGAUGAUGACGUGGACCCCAGUAUCGGAGAGGACGACCUGCUGCAAGAGCUUUCUGAAAUGAUUGACAGCUGAGAGGACCCAAUCAGCAGUCUGUGUCUCUCUGGGUAGUGGGACUCUGCUCUGUGGUAGAUGUUGGGCUAUUUAGAUGUAUUUCCUUCUUAAAAUAACUUUUUUUAACCUAUGAGUCCAUAUGUUGCUCUUUACAUUUUCAUCAUCUUCUCUCAAAGACAGACUAUAAUUUCCUCUUCAGGUGAAUAUGUGAUGAUGGGGGAAUUACUCUGCAGGGCCUCAGUCCUCUUCAUCAUGUGUGUUUAUGAUCCCACUCCAACAAAAGCUGUCGUGUUAGAGAUGUGCUUACCACGAUCCCAGGGUUGUGUGGAUGCUGUUCAUGUAGAGAGAAGUUAUAUCUGUGUACUGUGUAUGCACCAGAACUAUGUGUUUGUUCUGUGAGUGGACGAGCCUGUUCACACAUCGUGAUCCGUUUGAUUUCAGCGAGGACUCACAGAACUACGAUGAUCACCGUUUAAAUUAAUUUAUUGGAAAGGCGUGUGUGCAGUCCUUCACAUGUGAUCGAGUCUAUCCCCCUGUGACUGCACUCACUCUAUAUGUUUUAUUAAUGUGUGUUUCUUUCAUCACUUAUGUUUAGUAAUGGACGUCCUUUUAACCUCGAACAGUUGGUGUCGGUGUGUAAGAACUCUCGUUUGUUAUUUAUGAGCAGCUCAGGGACUGUUUCACAUGUUUCUAUGUUCUUUAUACAAUGAAAAAAAGAAAUGGGGGGGCUUUGAUUUUAGCAGUACUGCCUAGAGAUGAUUUUUUGUUUGGUCUGUUAGUAGAUCAGCUUACUUUGUCUCUGUCCUGACCCUCUCACACAGGCUGACUAUUCAGAGUGACUUGUACAUUUAUUAUGUAAAUAAAAAUUAUUUUAAAUUAA